AGUGGAGUUCAGUUCUGUAACAACGUGUGUAAAAACAAAAAAAGGGUCAUAUACCACAUCCCAAACUGUCAAACCCAACGACCCUUUAUGACUCUUUUACUUCAAGAGAGAGAGAGGCUUCAGCAUAUCAUGGCUGACUGAUUGUUCUUUUUUUUUUUUUUCUUCCCUGUUUGUUUGGGUGUCUGUUUUUAGUUCAUCAGUUACCUAUAACCGUGUUGAACAGUCAAAAAAAGUAUCUAAGCAACUUCCUUUUUUGUCAAACAUCAGAAGUUUUUUAUCUUUUUGUUUGUGGGGUUUCAAAGCUUCAAGGGGAAGUUGUUUGAAAAAAUUGUAAAGAUCAAGACUUUGAAGUUUUUUUGGGGGGGUUUAUAAGGGGUAUUCUUGGAAUCUUGAUUGAACUGUGGGAAAAAGUUGGGGUCUUUUUCUUUGGGGUUUAUCAUUAUUGAGGUAUGGAAAAAGGGUAUUAUGGAAUCUUGAUUUCACUGGUAGUUGAAUUGUGUGAAAAAGUUGGAGUCUUUUUCUUUGGGUUUUAUAUGAUUCAAAUUUUGGGUAUUUCAUAUAGUUCAAUUUAAAGCUCUAGUAAUAGAGAAUUUUGAAUUAUUGAGGCCUGGAAAAGGGUAUUCUUGGAAUCUUGAUUUCAUUUGCAGUUGAAUUGUGUGUAAAAGUUGAACUUUUUGGGGGUUAUAGCUUGUUUCUGUAUGAGGUUCAUAUGAUUCAAGUUUCAUGUAGUUCAAUUUAAAGCUCUAGUACUAGAGAGUUUUGAAUUAUUGAGGUCUGGAAAAGGGUAUUCUUGGAAUCUUGAUUUCACUUACAGAUAAAUAGUGUGAAAAAGUUGAGUUUUUUUGGGGUUAUAGCUAGUUCCUUUAUGCAGUUUAUAUGAUUCCAGUUUUGGGUAUUUUGGAUUCUUGAAUUUACUUGCAAUUGAUUUGUGUCGAAAAGUUGAGCUUUUUUGGGGUUCUUUUUCAAUGAAGUUUAUAUGAUUUCAGUUUUGGAUAUUCUGGAAUCUUGAUUUUCACUUGCCAUUGAAUCAUGAAUAAGUUGAGCUUUUUGGGGUUAUAGCUAGUUCCUCUAUGCAGUUUAUAUGAUUCCAGUUUUGGGUAUUCUGGAAUUUGAAUUCACUUGCAGUUGAAUUGUGUGAAAAAGCUGAGCUUUUUGGGGUUAUUAGCUUGUUUCUCGAUGCAGUUUAUAUGAUUCGAGUUCUUGGUAUUUCAUAGUGUUCUUUUUAAAGCUCUAAUACGUGAGAGCUUUGGAUCAGAAUUCUGAGUGGUUGUUGUUCCAUUUAAUUCUUGAAAAGAUGAUUUUUUGGCUAAGCCUGGUAUUGUGAGGCAGUAGCUUGCAACUGCAGAGGAGGGCUUGAUUGGCUGUCAUUUGUUGAUCAUGGGUUGUGUUUGUGGCAAACCUUCUCGAGCGGUCAAGGAUCGGCGGGAUGGCCAAAAGAAGAGAGAGUUGGAUAAAGGGGCAUCAGCUGUGGGUUCAAAGAGAGAAAAGAGUUUCAGGGUGAAAGAGAAAUCGGAGAAUGGUGAUAUAAGGGUUGGUUCGUUUGAUAGGAAGCCUAAUGGAUCUAAAAAGGUUGGGGACGAUCACUAUGAGAAAGUUAACGGAAAGCUUGAAGUUGUCCCGAAAGCAAUGGAAGGGGAGUUGAUUGCUGCAGGAUGGCCUUCUUCGCUUGCUGCAGUAGCCGGUGAAGCUAUUAAUGGUUGGAUUCCACGCAAGGCUGAGACUUUUGAGAAAUUAGACAAGAUUGGCCAAGGGACUUAUAGUAGUGUAUACAAGGCUCGUGACCUGGUUAAUGAUAAACUCGUUGCGCUUAAAAGAGUGAGGUUUGAAAAAAUGGAUCCUGAAAGUAUCAAAUUUAUGGCAAGGGAGAUUGUUAUUCUGCGAAGGCUUGAUCAUCCAAAUAUCAUCAAAUUGGAAGGCUUGGUCGUAUCUAGAACAUCUUGUAGUUUGUACCUCGUCUUUGAGUACAUGGAACAUGAUCUCACUGGACUGGCAGCUCUUCCCGACAUUAAAUUUACAGAGCCGCAGGUCAAAUGUUAUAUGCGGCAGCUUUUAAGUGGACUUGAUCAUUGCCAUAGUCGGGGUGUUCUGCAUCGGGACAUCAAGGGUUCUAAUCUUCUCAUUGACAAUCAUGGCAUUUUAAAGAUUGCAGAUUUUGGGUUGGCAAACUUUUUCGAUAACCAGCAAAGUGUUCCAUUAACAAGCCGUGUUGUGACUCUUUGGUAUCGACCACCGGAGCUCUUACUUGGAGCAAGCCAUUAUGGAACUGCAGUAGACUUGUGGAGUACUGGCUGCAUACUCGGAGAAUUAUAUGUUGCCAAGCCCAUUAUGCCUGGUAGGACUGAGGUGGAGCAACUACAUAAGAUUUUUAAGCUUUGUGGUUCGCCAACUGAGGAUUAUUGGAAGAAAACAAAACUAUCUUAUUCAGCAGUAUUUAAACCUAUACAGCCUUAUAAACGGCGUAUUGGGGAAAGAUUUAAGGAACUUCCUCCAUCCGCCGUGGGGUUACUGGAGACAUUACUUUCUAUAGAUCCUGCACUAAGAGGAACGGCAGUUGGGGCUCUUGAGAGUGAGUUCUUCACCACAAAGCCAUUUGCUUGUGAUCCUUCGAGUUUGCCAACAUACCCGCCAAGCAAGGAAAUUGAUGCAAAACUGCGGGAAGAGGAAGCUAGAAGGCGAGGGAAUGCAGAUGGAUCAAAAGAACGCCAAGCAGCUCCAGCACAUGAUGCUAAUGCCAAGUUAGCUAGCUCAAUGCAGAGGCGGCAGAGCAAUUCCAAUCCUAAGAGCCAAAGUGAUCGGUUCAAUCCCCCGAAGGAAGCUGCUGCUCGUUUUCCAAAUGAUCCACCUAAAGCACUACAAGCAGUGAAAGAAACUGCGAAAGAUCACAUGGAGAAUCUUUCAGAUAGAUUUUCAGACAAAGAUCAUCUCGACGAUCUUUCAGAGACAUUUUCUCAUUCAGUCCCUCUGGCUCUAGGGGUAUUUGGGAAGAAAUAUGAUGAUAUUUCUGCUGGUCCCAAUAGAGCCGACUUGUCAGACUUAGUAGCAUCCAGGUCCGUUGUGUCUGGAGGCGAUCGAGAUAGAUGUGUUAAGCUAGAAUCAGGCCAUCAAGUAGAAAGGACAGCACGGUUACUAGACGAACAUUCAAGGAAGCAGGAACAGAAGUAUUUCAUGCAGAACUUUGCUGGUUCUCGUCAAUUUGAAAGUGGAAGGACUUGUACUACGGAGACAAAUCUGCAUGACCUUGGUGACAAGGGAAACACAAUCCAUUAUUCUGGUUCACUACUUGUUGCAUCAAAUAAAGUGGAUCAAAUGCUUAAAGACCGCGACCGUCGCAUCCAGGAAGCUGCACGACGCGCAAGACUUGAGAAGACACGAGCAGGUCAAGGUCAGGCUCCAGGAAUGUAAAGAGCAUACAACUUUAUGUGUAUGUUCGGUAAUGUUUUUCUCAUGUUCGGUUGGUUAAAAAUAUUGGCACGAGUUUUUCUCAUGUUCGGUUGGUUAAAAAUAUUAGCACGAGCAGGUCAAACUCAGGCUCAAGGAAUGUGAAAAACAUUCAACUUUAUGUCUAUGUUUGGCAAUGUUUUUCUCAUGUUCGGUUGGUUAAAAGUUAUUUUCUUGGAAAACAUUUUUCUUCGUACCGAACACACCCUAUAUAUAUAUAUGUAUCUCUUCUAGUUUAGGAACAAGGUAGAUAAGCAUAUAUAUUUUUCUUGUAAAGCUCUAUGUAUAGAUCUCUUGAGGAAUGUUAUAAUAUUAUUCUUUUUGUAUAAA
Molecule: messenger RNA, 3768 nt
Organism: Capsicum annuum
Lineage: Eukaryota; Viridiplantae; Streptophyta; Magnoliopsida; Solanales; Solanaceae
Product: probable serine/threonine-protein kinase At1g54610
Exons: 8
Coding region: 1378-3402 (674 amino acids)
Biological process (GO): positive regulation of transcription elongation by RNA polymerase II; protein phosphorylation
Cellular component (GO): cyclin-dependent protein kinase holoenzyme complex; nucleus
Molecular function (GO): cyclin-dependent protein serine/threonine kinase activity; RNA polymerase II CTD heptapeptide repeat kinase activity; ATP binding
Source: RefSeq, a predicted model, not a curated record